This is a messenger RNA of Nicrophorus vespilloides, 594 nucleotides long. RefSeq lists its product as uncharacterized. The coding region runs from base 74 to 511 and encodes 145 amino acids. The transcript is spliced from 5 exons. Lineage: Eukaryota; Metazoa; Arthropoda; Insecta; Coleoptera; Silphidae. The record is from RefSeq and is a predicted model, not a curated record.
GACGCGCUAGGAUUGCUUUCGGUGCAGUCGCAUUUUGGCACUUGAUAAAAUACAUUCGGAGCAGUCAGACACCAUGCAACUCUUCCGAAUAUUCAACUAUUUUGCAUUGUGUCUUCUAUGCUUCCCUCUUGCGUUGGGUUCAUUAGGCCUUAGCGAGACCUACUGCGAGAAAACACUGGAUUGUAAUGGACCGAAUACACUAUGUAUUAAAAACCGUUGCAUCUGCAUCAAGAGUCACAAAUGGGACGAAGAAGGUUAUGAAUGCGGCAUAGAUUUCACCACUGAAUCUCCUGAACAAAAUAAAUCAGAACCUGAUGUUGUCAAGGUACAUGUGCAGGAUGAUAAGAAAGUACCAAUUUCAUUUUACAAAUCUGCUAGUUUCUUCGCAUCCUACACCUUCAUCAUAUCCUGUGUUAUAAUUAGUAUAUUCACGUGCUACCUAAAGAUCUUAGCCGUGCGACGUUGGCAAAUGCGUUUACGUGAGAUUAGACACAUCAAUAGUUAUGUCUAAAUCAAGAAACGCGAAUAACGGGAAAACUAUAGAAUCAAGUAUUCAAUAUGAAUCUUUUCUUUCGGUCUUUAAAAACUAUAAAA